CACUUUUUGUAUCCAGGGCACUGUAGCAGAAGUUAACAUUUCCGCACUGACGUUGUUGUCAUCUCUAGAAACACGACUCAACCGACACCACUAACACGAUGCAUCUCAUCCUCACUGGAGCCACUGGCCUUGUAGGCUCAGGCGUUCUCGAUGCCAUGAUCAAGAUGAAGGACAUCACAAAGAUCUCAGUCCUCAGCAGAAGCCCGAUCCCCAUGGCCGAAGCCGCCAAAGAUCCUCGGAUCAAUGUCAUCAUCCACAAGGACUUUGAAAAGUACGACGCAGACGUACUCGACAAGCUCAAGGGCGCAAACGGCGCUGUGUGGGCACUGGGCAUCAGCCAGAACAAGGUCAGCAAAGAGGAUUAUGUCAAAAUCACAAAGGACUACACUUUGGAAGCAGCAAAGGCUUUCGCCAACCUACCGCCGGACAACGAACCCUUCCGCUUCAUCUACGUCUCAGGCGAGGGCGCAACGCAGACGCCGGGCCGCUUCAGCGCCAUCUUCGCCCGAGUCAAGGGCGAGACCGAGACCCUCCUCUCCGAGAUGCGCGCCGCGAACCCGCGUCUGCGCGCCGAAUCUGUCCGCCCUGCCUUCGUAGACAAGGCCGGCCACAAGGCCGUCGAGACCUAUGCGCCCAACGCCGGCGCGCUGUACAACGCCAUGAAUAUGUUCCUCGGCCCCGUGGUUCGAACAACUAUGCCGUCUUUUGUCAGCCCGACAGAGAUUUUGGGCAAAUUCAUGAGUGAAAUGGCGAUGGGCAAGAUGGACGACGGACUUGCUGCUGGCGGGAAGGGGAUUAUUACGCUUAACGGCGGAUUGAGGGUCGUGGAGAAUGUUGGCUUCAGGAGGUUGGCUGGUUUGCAGUGAAGAUACCCCAUGAGACAUGAAUCCCAGCGCGGACG
This is a messenger RNA of Colletotrichum scovillei, 901 nucleotides long. RefSeq names its product nucleoside-diphosphate-sugar epimerase. The transcript is spliced from 2 exons. Bases 99 to 866 code for a protein of 255 amino acids. Lineage: Eukaryota; Fungi; Ascomycota; Sordariomycetes; Glomerellales; Glomerellaceae. The record is from RefSeq and is a predicted model, not a curated record.